Molecule: messenger RNA, 2365 nt
Organism: Neurospora tetraspora
Lineage: Eukaryota; Fungi; Ascomycota; Sordariomycetes; Sordariales; Sordariaceae
Product: nucleoside phosphorylase domain-containing protein
Exons: 3
Coding region: 126-2255 (709 amino acids)
Biological process (GO): nucleoside metabolic process
Molecular function (GO): catalytic activity
Source: RefSeq, a predicted model, not a curated record
UGUCCAUCUUUCUGCGGCAAACAUAUCGUCCGUCGCCCAACACGAUCCCACACGCCGUUACCGAUGUAAAGGCUUGCUAGUCGAUGAGUGUUCAAUAGGUUGUUCUUGUCAACGAGUCGAGCACGAUGGCUACCACGAUGGCCACACCAGUAAGAACGGGCAACGAGCGUACCUAUCCCCGUCCUGCAAGCCGGUAUGACUUCGAGAUCGCGAUAAUCUGCGCACUUACCCGCGAAAUGGACGCUGUCGAGUUGCUCGUCGAUGAAUUCUGGACGGAUGGGGACGAUCAAACACGAUACGGCAAGGCUCUAGGAGACCCGAACACAUACGAGCUAGCCCGAAUCGGAAAUUUCAAUGUAGUCCUCGUUGUCCUGCCCAGCAUGGGAAAGAUUGAGGCAACCGCGGCAGCACACGGUGUUGCGACAAGCUACCCGAAUAUUUCCCUAGUCCUCGUGGUCGGUAUUUGUGGGGGCAUGCCUGUCGCCAACGUUGGAGGGGAACGGGAAGAUAUCGUCCUUGGCGAUGUGGUCAUCAGCAGCAUGCUGAAUCAAUACGACUUUGGACGACAGCUACCGGAUCGUUUCCUCAGCAAAACCGAGGUCGAAAAUACGUUUGGCAGGCCGAACAGGGACCUUAGGGGCCUGCUCAAGAGUUUGGAGAAAGUGAGAGCGCGCAAAAACUUUCAGCGCCAGGUGGCCGACAACUUAGUGAAGCUUCAGGGGAGCAGUGAUCGGUUCUCAUGGAGGUAUACAUACCCGGGAACUGACAAGGACAGACUAUUCAAAGCCUCAUACGAGCACAAACAUCACCGUCUCGAAUCAGGGUGCCUUCCUUGCGCGCAAGGAUCGAUAUGCGAGUCUUCAUGGGAAAUUUCGUGUGAUGAUCUUGGUUGCGACGCCACGUAUCUGGCUACAAGAGAGAGAGCCGGUCAACCCAAUUACCCUUCGGUCUUCAUAGGGCGUGUGGGGUCAGCAGAUGCCGUCGUUCGCUCUGCGAAACACCGCGAUGCUCAUGCCGCAAAGGGCAUUAUCGCCUUGGAGAUGGAAGGUGCCGGGGUAUGGGAUGUGUUCCCUUGCCUCGUCAUCAAAGGCGUGUGUGAUUACGCCGACAGUCACAAAAACAAAGGGUGGCAGGGCUAUGCUGCGGCCACAGCAGCAUCAGCGACGAAGGCAUUUUUGAACCACUACCAAGGGAAGGGAAAGAUUUCUAGACAUGCAAUAAAUAACUGGGCAACCUUCGAUGUCAACCAUUCUCAGUACAUGACCUCUCCAUGUACCGAUCUCGAUGCUGGGAAGGUGGCUCGGCCAGGGCUGGAUCAAUCUUCAUCAGAAGCAACGCUUGAUACAAGGAUGGGCAAAUGUACUGAAGGAGGAGCGCGAAGCCAAGACAACCCAACCCUUCGCAACUUCAUCGAGCAGCUUCUUCUCCCUAAACUGUCAUCCAUCAAUCGCCUGAUGACCUUGGAGAUACAUAGUGUGACAGCGGCCCUGGACACCGGUUUUCCCUAUCUAGCUUACAAUUAUGCAGUCGAUGGAUCUUACCGCAUUGGAAAAGGAAACGCCAGCGAAGACCAUACAACUUUCAGUAUGAACCAGCAAGAGGACAACUUAUGGGACGAUUCUUGGUACCAGGAAGCCCGAGAUUAUUUUAAAGACAUCCGCAGGUCUCCAGGUCAGGGCGCUACAGUCUGGAGAUACCAUAAAAUUGAAUCAGGGGACGACGCUGGACACAGGUUUUGCAAGAAAACAGCGCAUAUGCAGAUUUGGAUGUAUGGUGAUAGUAAGUGUCUUUGCAGGGGAGCCUGGAGAGCUGAAUUGAGCGGCGUCGCUAACACUUUUAUUCUACCUCUAGCCAUCACCAUUACCAGACUGUACAUGCUUGCCGGUUCUAACGAAAUUGUCUACGAAGGAGCACAGUGGACCAAGUUUGAGUUGUGGAUUGAGCCUGGCGUUUUGCUGACCAAGGAGAACGGGAAGAUUUCCGUCCGAAGUUCCUGGAAAAUCACCUUCACCGUGCAAGAAGCGGCCGACGGCGACUUGCACAUCAGCAUUCAGCACGUCAGGCCUGAUCCGAAGUUCAGUGGGAACUACAAGACAUAUGAAAAGCUCCGGCCAACAGAAAGCAAGCUCAAGGAGAUGUACAAGUGUGCAAGCAACAACUUCGAUAACUUGGCCCAGUCGCUCCGCGACUACCUCGAUCAACAAGAGAAACUUGUCUGCCUCAGUCCGGGGUCUUCUACUUCAAAUACCCCGUGAGGACAGCGGAGUGUCUAGGGCCUUCUGAUCGUCAAUAAUGAUGUUGUCUUUCAUACAACCCCAUCUCAUCCCUACCGAUCCUUUCUUUUCUUGGGGGUGUUUUACUUCGG